AUGAAUCAAAUCUCAGGUCAACUCAUAACGUCACGCGGGCUCUCCAUGAUCCUUCACGUGAAACGUGGCUAUGACGUCAUUGAGCUCAUUUUCAUUUUCUCAUACGCCUAUAUCGGAAAUAAAGAAAACGAAAUCCGGUUUCUAAUGAAUUGCAUGACCUCCAGGUUGUUUCGUUUGUACAUCAGUCACUUCUCUUUUGAGAAAAAUAAAUAUAAUAUCUCCCUCGAAUAA
Auanema sp. JU1783 is the source of this 231-nucleotide messenger RNA. Lineage: Eukaryota; Metazoa; Nematoda; Chromadorea; Rhabditida; Rhabditidae. The record is from the annotation of a GenBank genome assembly.